CCGCCGCCGCCGCAUCCCCGGGCCCGCCCGCCGGCCUCCUCCUCCUCCGCCGCGGCGACCAUGGCCAAGAGCCGCCAGGAGCGGAACAGCUGGGGCGGAUUUUCAGAGAAGAACUAUGAGUGGAGCUCGGAGGAGGAAGAGGUGGAGAAGAAGGCCCGGCCUGUGCAAGUUCUUAUUGUGAAAGAUGACCACUCCUUCGAGCUGGAUGAAGGCGCCCUCAACCGCAUUUUGCUUUCUGAAACUAUCCGUGACCGGGAGGUGGUUGCUGUCUCCGUGGCAGGGGCCUUUCGGAAAGGGAAGUCCUUCCUGAUGGACUUCAUGCUGAGAUACAUGUACAACAUGGAACUAGUCGACUGGGUUGGGGAUUACAACGAGCCACUGACGGGCUUUUCCUGGAGAGGAGGAUCGGAGCGGGAGACGACGGGCAUCCAGAUCUGGAGCGAGAUCUUUCUCGUGGACAAGCCAGACGGAAACAAGGUUGCUGUGUUGCUGAUGGACACGCAGGGGACCUUUGACAGUCAGUCAACCCUGCGGGAUUCAGCCACGGUCUUCGCUCUCAGCACGAUGAUUAGCUCCAUCCAGGUGUACAACUUGUCACAGAAUGUACAAGAAGAUGAUCUCCAGCAUCUGCAGCUCUUCACGGAAUAUGGGCGGCUGGCCAUGGAGGAAACGUUCUUGAAGCCCUUCCAGUCCCUAAUAUUUCUUGUCCGUGACUGGAGCUUUCCCUAUGAAUUUUCCUAUGGGGCUGAAGGCGGCGGGAAGUUCUUGGAAAAGCGUCUCAAGGUCUCCGGGAACCAGCACGAAGAGCUGCAGAACGUCCGGAAACACAUCCACUCCUGCUUCACCAAAAUCUCCUGCUUCCUUUUACCUCACCCGGGCUUAAAAGUGGCCACCAAUCCAAACUUUGACGGGAAGCUCAAAGAGAUUGACCCUGAUUUCAUCAAGAAUUUGAAGGUGCUCAUCCCCUGGCUGCUCAGCCCCGAGAGCCUGGACGUGAAGGAGAUCAACGGGAAUAAAAUCACCUGUCGUGGCCUCGUGGAAUACUUCAAGGCCUAUAUCAAGAUCUACCAAGGAGAAGAGCUGCCGCAUCCAAAGUCCAUGCUGCAGGCCACAGCGGAAGCAAACAACCUGGCCGCCGUAGCUGCCUCCAAGGACACUUAUAACCGGCGAAUGGAAGAGGUGUGUGGGGGCGACAGACCCUUCCUGGCCCCCAGCGACCUCCAGAGCAAACACCUGGAGCUGAAGGACGAGGCCGUGCGGCAGUUCCGGAGCGUGAAGAAGAUGGGCGGCGAGGAGUUCAGCCGCCGCUACCUCCAGCAGCUGGAGAACGAGAUCGACGAGGUCUACGUCCAGUACAUCAAGCACAACGACAGCAAGAACAUCUUCCACGCCGCCCGAACGCCCGCCACCCUCUUCGUGGUCAUCUUCAUCACCUACGUGACGGCCGGCGUCACCGGCUUCAUCGGGUUGGACAUCAUCGCCAGUCUGUGCAACAUGGUCAUGGGCCUGACCCUCAUCACCCUUUGCACCUGGGCCUACAUCCGGUAUUCCGGGGAGUACAGAGAGCUCGGGGCCGUCAUAGACCAAGUGGCCGCAGCGCUGUGGGACCAGGCUUUGUACAAGCUCUACAGCGCGGCCGCGACCCACAGACAUUUGUACCACCACGCGUUCCCCACGGCACAGAAGGCGGAGCCAGCCGAGGGCCCAGAAAAGAAGACGAUGUAGCCCGGGAGAGCUUCCUGCGGAGGUGCAUGAAAACACAUAAUUUAAACACGUUAAUCGUCGCAUCCAUGUUCGAGCCUCCGACGCUCCUUGAGACGAGGGGGCGGCCGGUUCACCCCGGCUCUUGGCUUGAGUGUAGCCGCUUUCGUUCGGACAGUGCCCUGGUUGAAGGGGGGUAGGGGGUGAUUUGGCAUGCCUGUCAUUAAUUCCUUCAGAACACCACAGCUUUGUUUUGCCUGGAUGCGAGGGGCUUCUCGGUUCCCUGGGCCUCCCUGCCCCACGUUUAAAAUCCUACUUCUCCACCUUUCGAGUACCAACCCAAAGAGAAGCUGCGUUGUUUCUACUUGCAUGGGGGGUGGGGUGGGGAGGGGUGGUCCUCCAUCCGAGGGGAGGGGUCCGCUGUAGAGUAACACCUGCUGUAAGCCGGAAGGAACGUCCCCUCCCUGGACAAACGCAAGGUUUUUGGGACCCAGUCGGAAGCCACUAGGACAGCUGCUUUAGCCUUAUCCAAAAGGGAUCAUGUUAGCCUCUGAUUAUUUGCGCACAAGCCGUUCUUCGUUUAGCACAUUUUUCUUCCAUCAAGCUGUGAAUGACAAUUCCGUUCCCUUUAAAACAACUGCCUUGCCGGAAGCUGCAAAGAGUUUCUUUCUUUUGCUGCGGUACGUUUAAAAAAAAAAAAAGAUACGGGAAACACCCUCGCUUCCGUUCAAGAAUGCACAAAACCAACCCUUUGUAUAUGUAUGAGUGUCACUGUAUAUAUUUUUGUUGUUCAUAAAAAGUGUGCCCAGUUUUAAUUUUUUUUUAAAUUUCGUUGUCAAAUAAUUAAAAGGUGGCUUUUGGUUCCUAAGA
Heteronotia binoei (common prickly gecko) is the source of this 2571-nucleotide messenger RNA. It is a transcript of the gene ATL1, whose product is annotated as atlastin GTPase 1. The record is from RefSeq and is a predicted model, not a curated record. The transcript has 13 exons. Gene Ontology annotation, molecular function: GTPase activity; GTP binding. Lineage: Eukaryota; Metazoa; Chordata; Lepidosauria; Squamata; Gekkonidae. The coding region runs from base 61 to 1725 and encodes 554 amino acids. Gene Ontology annotation, biological process: protein homooligomerization; endoplasmic reticulum organization.